Molecule: messenger RNA, 2291 nt
Organism: Toxorhynchites rutilus septentrionalis
Lineage: Eukaryota; Metazoa; Arthropoda; Insecta; Diptera; Culicidae
Product: activating signal cointegrator 1 complex subunit 2
Exons: 5
Coding region: 124-2259 (711 amino acids)
Biological process (GO): regulation of DNA-templated transcription
Molecular function (GO): ubiquitin binding
Source: RefSeq, a predicted model, not a curated record
CGUGUCGCAAACAUUCAUACGUAAACAAAUAUAGAUGUUCGAUUUCUGUUGGAGUAUUUAUUAACAAAUUUACACUUGUUUUUGCUAUUAUAACAAUAUAAAUACGCUUUUGUACAAACGGACAUGGCGAUGUCAAUUGUCGCGUUCGAGAAUGAGAAGAAUCUUCCGCUCAAUGAGUUACUUCUGAAUGUGAAUGAGAAUGGCAUCAAAAGAAACAUUCCUGCCUUGCACGAGAAGUGGAGCGAAUCACGCUGCUUUAGCAAAUACACACCCUUCCCCAUCAAGGGCGGUCUGGUGGAAGAGGGCGCCCAGCUGGACCAGUGGGCCAGCGAAACAGAGUGGUUCGUGAAGGAUAUGGAGUGGCUGCUAGGGUUGGAACACUUCCGAUUCUGGUCAACCCUAGUCCACAACGCGGGUGCCAUCGAGAGCGUUAUCUCGUUUACACAAUCAGCCAUUCCAUAUUACCUCUCGGGGGUGGUGCGCAGCUCUCCGAACGUGUUUCCACUCUACUCGGCAGCUCUUCGCAGGGUUCUCCAGGUCAUCUGUCGUAUGAUUACGCAACAUGAGUCGGACCAGUGCUGGAUUGGGAAGGAGUAUAUGGGCGAACUUCUGUACAAACACUAUCUUAUUUCGAUUCCCUUGCUGUUCGAUCUGCUGCCAGUCUACGGAAGGGAGAAUAAACACGUGCUGACGCUGAUGCUGCAGACAGUGUUCAAACUUCAGCCGAAAUAUCGACAGGAUCUCCGGGUGGCGCUGCAGUACCUGCAGAGCACAUUCAAAACGAUCCAGCUUCAGAUCGAAACGGAUCGCAUCGAUGGGAACGUGGCCACUGUGGGUACUCUGAACGACCUCGCCGUGUACACCCUGGACUGCUGCUCCACCCUCUCACUUCUGGUCGAACUCUAUCCCGAGGUGCGCCCACUCUGCUCCGAACUUGGGUUCGAACCGUCAAUUACCAAUUUCUACGACAACACAAUCGUACUGCUGUAUAGAAACAUCUUCGCCAAGGACAACGAAUCACCCUAUCUGGGCUACCUAAACUCCGCCCGCAUGGAGUUGCUGCUAGCCUUCCGCAGCAUCGUCAACCUUCAGCUGGAAACGAUUCUGGACAAUCCGAAUGACAGCCUUCUGCCUGCUGAUAAGUUUCUCUGCAUACUCACCGAAUGCCUGUCCGAUCCGACAUUCGUGAAGGACUACCAACGGCAUUACCCGGUGGAGCGUGAUUUGGACAUCCUCAAACAAGCCUGUCCCGGAUUGGAUUUUUUCAAGCUGGAUUUUGUUCAGAAUGCCUAUUGCGGCGGGGAAGAGAGCGCACUCACCAAUGGCCACUGUGAAGAGACCAUCAUCCCAGAAGAGAAUGAAGGUUUCGGAGAGGCCACUGGGGGAGCCGUGGAAGAACAGUCACCUGGUCCCAGCACUGUCUCCGCCCAACCUCUGUCCGAGGAGCAAAAAAUAGAGGAGCAGGUUCAGAAGGUACUGGAUGUUCUGCCACAUCUGGGCGGUGGUUACGUGCGGAAGAUUUUAAGUCGCUACGAUGGGGUUGAGCAAGCGAUUGCUGCGGUUCUGGAAGGGAAUCUUCCGCCGGAUCUGGCAGAGGCCGAUCCCACCGAACCUUUCAUUCCAGCAGAUAAACUGGAUAGUUUCUUCCUGGAGACAGGAAUUCAACGCCUAAAUGUUUACGACGGGGACGAAUUCGACGUGAUGGUUCACGACACGGUCAAGGGAGUGAUCAAGAAGGGGAAGGGAAUGCCGGGGGGAGCGAAGAAUUUGCAGCAAAUGCUGGACGACAAGAGUCACGUGAAGGAGAUGAAAAAUCGCUACCAGGAGUACACGAACGUUUGCGACGAUUACGAUGACGAGUAUGACGACAGUUACGAUGCGAUGGCGGAUAGCGAGUCGAAAAAGAUUCGCCUGACGGCGGAAAUGAGGAACGCGCUGGUCGAUGAACUGGAUGACGACGAGGAGGAACCAGAAGACGAAGCACCGGUGGGAGCACCGGAGAAGAAACCGCUAGAUUUCUGCGAAAAUCCGGAGGUUGUUCGACAGCGGUAUGAAGAGCGGAGAAGAAGUAAGUUCCCUCCCAGGCAAAGUGGAAAACCCUCGGAAAAGGAUGUAGUCGGGAAACCAAAGGGCCAAGGGCAGGACACAUCUGUUUUGCAGAAUCGGAAGCACAAGGGCGAAAACAAGGCAAGCCGCGCGAAUCACAAUCGGAAGCAGGGUGCCACCUUCAAGAGAAAUAAAGGCAUGAUUCCGUCGUAAAAUGAGUAACUUGGCGUAUGACCUUGUGUUAU